UUCGCUUAUGGCGGAACGGUGCGCGCUCGGCGGCCAUCCGCCCCUCGUAAAUAAUUUCACAGGGAGGAAACCUCUUCAUCGCAUUCGCCUCGUCCCCACCUUUCCAUAAAUACCCACCCCCCUUCCUUCCCUUCUCCCACACAUUCCCAUCCCAGAUCUCGAUUCCAAACGCAAACUAAACCCCCCAGAUCUUAAAUAAUAGAGAAGAAAAAACCCAAUGGCCUCCUCCUCCGAGCCCAACCGCGACUCCGCCGCCGCAGCCGGAUCGGAAUCCAACGGCGCAUUGGCCUCCUCGAUCCCGGCGGCGGUGCCGGAGCGCCGGAAGGUGGCCCUGGUCGCCGGCAUCACCGGCCAGGACGGCUCGUAUCUGACCGAAUUCCUCCUCGGCAAAGGCUACGAAGUCCACGGCCUGAUCCGGCGUUCGUCCAACUUUAACACGGCCCGGCUCGACCACAUCUACGUGGACCCCCACAACUCGUCCAAGGCCCGCAUGAAGCUCCACUACGCCGACCUCUCCGACGCCUCCUCCCUCCGCCGCUGGGUCGACUCCCUCCUCCCCGACGAGGUCUACAACCUCGCCGCCCAGUCCCACGUCGCCGUCUCCUUCGAGAUCCCUGACUACACCGCCGACGUCGUCGGCACCGGCGCCCUCCGCCUCCUCGAGGCCGUCCGCUCCUCCUCCGCCUCCUCCGGCAGGACCAUCCGCUACUACCAGGCCGGCUCCUCCGAGAUGUUCGGUUCCACCCCCCCGCCGCAGUCCGAGACCUCCGCCUUCCACCCCCGCUCCCCCUACGCCGCCGCCAAGGUCGCCGCCCACUGGUAUACCGUCAACUACCGCGAGGCCUACGGCCUCUUCGCCUGCAACGGCAUCCUCUUCAACCACGAGAGCCCCCGCCGCGGGGAGAACUUCGUCACCCGCAAGAUUACUCGCGCCGUCGGCCGCAUCCACGUCGGCCUCCAGACCAAGCUCUUCCUCGGGAACCUGUCGGCCGCCCGCGACUGGGGGUUCGCCGGGGACUACGUCGAGGCCAUGUGGCUCAUGCUGCAGCAGGACGAGCCCGGCGACUAUGUCGUCGCCACCGACGAGUCGCACACUGUCCAGGAGUUCCUCGAGGCCGCCUUCGGGUAUGUCGGGCUGGAUUGGAAGGACCAUGUGGUGAUCGACAAGAGGUACUUCCGGCCCGCCGAGGUCGAUAGCUUGAAGGGGGACUCGUCCAAGGCCAGGAAGCAGCUGGGGUGGAAGCCCAAGGUCGGGUUCCAGGAGCUGGUCAAGAUGAUGGUGGACCGGGACGUUGAGCUUGCCAAGAGGGAGAAGGUGCUGGUCGACGCUGGCUACAUCGAUGCUCAGCAGCAGCCAUAGAAAUGUCGGUCUCAUUCGUCCAUCAAAAUCUCGAUUUAUGCUUACUUGCAUCUAAAUUUCAGUUUCAUUUGUCUAGAUAAUUUUUUUUUUCCCAAAUAAUAUCCAUGUUCUCUGGGGAAAUGUGGCUCUAGUGUUCAAAAUUCUGCUGUGAUAUUUCUUUCUUUCAUCAAUCAAAUAGAUGUUCGUUUCGUUCGUGUAAUUUCUCUGUUAUUAAUACCAAAUGUUAUUGUUUUAAAUUGAAUCCCGUUCGCUAUUAUUGAUUCA
Molecule: messenger RNA, 1624 nt
Organism: Phoenix dactylifera (date palm)
Lineage: Eukaryota; Viridiplantae; Streptophyta; Magnoliopsida; Arecales; Arecaceae
Source: RefSeq, a predicted model, not a curated record